UGGUGAUGGUGGUAGUGGUGGUGCUACCCCAAGAGGUAGCAGCCACAAUUGUGCGAUGAAAGUGAACCGUGGCCUGGCGGGCCUUUCUCGUCGCGUUCACUUUCAAUCGACUCGCUAACGGCGAGGAUCACGGACGUGGCUAACUGCUUGCAAUCAACCAACAACUGGACUGUCCGCGGCUGUGCUGUUCCGUGACCGUGCGUGUGUGUGUGUGUGAGAGAUAAAACAAUUGUUGUUUUGGAAAGUGCAACCGCAACCGAUCGGCGAUCGCGCGUGUCACAAUGGUGGAGAAGAACUUCGUGAACGUUUUUAUCCUGGGCGGCGGGUUUAUGCUGAUCUUUACCUCCUUUCAAACGCUGGGCAAUAUUGAGCAAACCAUCAUCGACAGCAUCAAGAAGGAUCUACCCUCCUUCACCGGCGACGGAUAUACCAGCUUGGCCAUUAUCUAUGCUGCCCUCUCUUUAUCAAACUGGGUCACGCCGUCGGUGCUGUCCGCCAUCGGGCCGCGCCUGGCGAUGACCAUCGGAGCUAUCACCUACUGCCUGUUCAUGGCCAGCUUCUUCCUGCCGCACGUGGCACUGCUGUAUGGAUGUAGCAUUGUACUCGGAGCCGGCGCUGCCCUCAUUUGGACCGGCCAGGGCAUGUACUUGUCCCAGUGCAGUAACUCCCAGACGAUAUCACGCAAUUCGGGCGUGUUCUGGGCGAUGCUCCAGCUGAGCAUGUUUUUUGGAAAUCUGCUGGUGUUCUUUACGUUUCAGGGCAAAACGCACAUCGACGAGCAAACACGGAACGUCGUAUUUUCGGCGCUGAUUGCCGUCGGGAUCAUCGGUCUGGUGAUGCUCGCCUGCCUGCGUCAUCCAGCAACGGAUCGUGAUGCCCCGGUUGAGGUAACUUCACCGGUACGCCCCAAGGAAGCGUUCCUCAACGCCGUUCGGUUGUUCCGAACGAAGCGCAUGCUGUUGCUGUGCAUCACUUUCGUGUACACCGGGCUCUCGCUGUCAUUCUUUAGCGGUGUGUACGGAUCCAGCAUCGGUUUCACAAACGCAAUCGGCACCUCGGCGAAGCAGUUCGUCGGCCUGAACGGCGUUUUCAUCGGCGUGGGCGAAGUGUUGGGUGGGGUGGCGUUCGGCCUGCUUGGCACAAAAUUAACCGGGCGUUGUGGCCGCGAUCCGGUCGUGAUCGUCGGUGGCGUACUGCACCUCGCGUCCUACUUCCUGAUUUACCUCAAUCUCCCCAAUGCGGCCCCGUUCGGCAAUACGGAUGCCGUCUCGUACAUCCAACCGCCGAGUGCGGUCGCGGCCAUGGCCUGCUCGUUCCUUCUCGGUCUCGGCGACGCUUGCUUCAACACCCAGUGCUACUCGAUGCUCGGUGGCGUCUUCAAGAACGAGCCCGCAGAGGCGUUUUCGAUAUUCAAAUUUACCCAGUCCGUGGCCGCUGCCGCCAGUUUUGUCUACUCGUCGUACUGUGGCCUGCACGCUCAGCUGAUCAUACUUGUCGUACUCGGCAUCCUCGGAACCAUCUCCUUCUGUCUGGUCGAGUUCGCUGUCAAGAAAGAGCGGCCCGCGUUGGAGCGAGAGUAUGAGAAAUAGUUAGUUCCGGAUGCUUGCCCUAAAAAUAAAAACCAAUGGGCACCGCUUCCUCUUACCCUGCUCACGCCGGUUGAAGUCCGCGACAGGAAAGUGCUGAAUUUGCUUCCCGAACCGUCCAUUAGCGGCAACGAUGCCUCCAAAAUACACGGGACUGUCUUCUAGGAUAGAAUACCAAUGAAGGAGACAAAACAAGCUUUAUAUUUACGUACAUAAAUGUUUUAAAUCGAUUGAACAAAUUAUUUUACUUUACAACAUUGUUAUAUUGUCCUGUGUUAUCAAACUGAUUUUAAAUUGGCAUAUCCUAGAGCAGAAUUCGAUUAAGAUAGGUACUCACCUGCCGCAAGCGGGAUACGUGCAGCCUCAGAAUGAGCCAAAAGGGCAAAAAGGGUCACCACCAGUACUACGAAGACGAUGAUGAUGUUGCGCGCUGCGAACGGCUACCGGUGAGGAGUUGUUUAAAUAAAAAUAAAUAAAAUUAUAUAUAUAUUGUAAGAAACACAAAUAAAUAAAGCAGCAUCAUC
This is a messenger RNA of Anopheles coustani, 2110 nucleotides long. RefSeq names its product UNC93-like protein MFSD11. The transcript has 6 exons. The coding region runs from base 282 to 1589 and encodes 435 amino acids. Lineage: Eukaryota; Metazoa; Arthropoda; Insecta; Diptera; Culicidae. The record is from RefSeq and is a predicted model, not a curated record.